AUGCCGCCCCCUCCCUCGCCCACUAGGAGGACAAAGAGCAAAGAGAGUCUGAGGAUUGUGGAGCGCUUCAUCCUUCUAGAAUCUGACACCAGGCGGAUUGUUUUUGACGUGUUUAAAUACAGCACAAUUUUGGGGAAAAAAUUCUGGAGUCCUCCCCAGCCCAGCAGAGCCCCAGCCAUAUCAAGCAAGGAGCAGAAAGAUACAAAGAGAAGUGUCAAGCGCCCAAAGGUUGAUCAGAAUCUCCUAUCAGAUAACUUGCAGAACCCAGAUCCAGCCUCUGAAGAAAUCAUGGGUCAAGCAAACAAUCCGGUGGUUGAUAGCAGUGAAAUGGGCAGCUGUUCCUCAGAAUCAAACAUGCAGGAGGCCAGGGAGUCUGUCCAGAAGAGGAUAUGGAAUUUCAAAGGUGUGUUUGAGCAGGUGUUAAAAUGGUUUGGCAGUAGUGGUCAUUCAUCAAAGCGUGAUGCCCCUACGCCUGUAUUCCUAGCACUUAGGAGGUGGAGAUGGGAGAACCCGGAACUGGAGGUCGCCCUUGCUUACCUCUCAGGUGACAUUAUCUGGUCCUUUCUGGCAAAGAGGAAGCAGUUUCAAAGGGAUAUACAUGCCUCUUUCAGAAGGCUGAAUGCAAACCUCCAUUGUAUUUUCAAAGCACAAAAGAAGUCAAGGCAAGAACUUCACGCCACACACUCCCAGAUAUUUGAGUCCUUACAGCAGAGGUGGCUAGACGAUGUGGAAAGAACAAUGGAGUAAAAAGAACACCUUGCUCUUAUAACUUGGAAGCAGAUGAAGAUUUUACAGAAAGCUAUAGGGGAUCAUGAAACCAAGAUUGGAAACACUAAAGAUUUAUGUGACACAUUUUUGAAGGUCUGGUAGAUUGCACUUG
Molecule: messenger RNA, 880 nt
Organism: Myodes glareolus (Bank vole)
Lineage: Eukaryota; Metazoa; Chordata; Mammalia; Rodentia; Cricetidae
Source: RefSeq, a predicted model, not a curated record